UCUUGAGGUAGGACCAUUUAAUCCUUACCAGGUAAUAUGAGCUGCACUGAUGCUUCAAGGCAUCACUCAAUCUCUGACAUCUCUGUGAAGCAUGUCAGAACCACUAAAAGGCAUGCUAUCUACAAGAAGAUAUCACAUGACAAAGCUGUUACAAUCUACUUAGGAAAGCGAGAUUUCAUUGAUCAUGUGGAAUCUGUGGAAUCUGUGGAUGGAGUUGUAUUGGUGGAUCCUGAUAUUGUGAAGGAGAAAAAAGUAUAUGUAACACUCACGUGUGCCUUUCGAUAUGGGCCAGAAGAUAUUGAUAUUAUAGGCCUGACUUUUAGAAAGGAUCUGUACUUUCACAGAGUACAGAUUUAUCCAUCACUAGACAAACCAGGACCCCUCACUACUUUGCAGGAAAGCCUGAUAAAUAAACUGGGGGAAAAUGCAUACCCCUUUGUAUUAACUUUUCCAGAUUAUCUGCCUUGCUCAGUGUGUCUGCAGCCAGCUCCCCAUGAAGUUGAAAAGUGCUGUGGAGUGGACUUUGAGAUCAAAGCUUUUUCUACAGAUGAUCCAAAAGAAAGGAUUCUCAAGAGACAUUCUGUAUGCCUGCUUAUACGCAAAGUCCAAUAUGCUCCAGAAGUAGCAGGACCUCAGCCUCAUGCAGAGACUACCUGGCAGUUUUUCCUGUCCAAGAAGCCAUUGCACUUGAAAGCUUGCCUCAGUAAAGAGGUGUUUUAUCAUGGUGAACCAAUCCAUGUUACAGUGACAGUGAUAAAUAAUACAGAAAAAACGGUUAAGAAGAUCACUGUGUCAGUAGAACAAGUUGCCAAUGUGAUAUUAUACUCUAGUGACUUCUAUACCAAGACAGUGGCUCUUGAAGAGUCAGAGGAAAAGGUCCAACCAAACAGUAAGCUUACAAAGAUAAUAACUGUUCUUCCUUUGUUGGCAAACAAUCGAGUGAAGAAAGGCAUAGCACUAGAUGGGAAACUAAAGGAUGAAGACACUAACCUGGCUUCUACUACUAUUAUAAAAGAUGGAAUAGACCGGACAGUUCUAGGGAUCCUGGUUGCUUACAAGAUCAAGGUGAAGCUUACUGUCUCAGGUGAUGUGAGCAUGGAGUUGCCCUUCCGUCUGAUGCAUCCCAUGCAAGACGAGACCAAUACAGCAGAAAAGGAAAGUGGCCAAGAUGACCUGGUGUUUGAGGAGUUUGCUCGGCAGCAACUGAAAGAUGAAGCUUCUGUAGAAGACAGCAAAAUGGAGUAUCCAAAUACCGAAUGAAAGAGGGAGAAGGGACGAAGUUAGCAGAGGCCAUAACUUUUGUAUUUGUUAAGAAACAAAAUAGUUAAAUUGAGUUGAUCCGUGAUUCUUGUCUUUUCACUUAAGCUUCUUGCAUCACUACAAAUGUAGAUCUACAGACUGGUUAUUUAGCAGUUGAACUCAUCAAAUUAAAGUGAUCAUGCCACAUCUCCAAAUGGGUGUUCCAUUAUCAAACUGUUCUUACUAUUUUUCUAAUGUUUACUUUGAAAAGGGCAAUUAUUUUCCCCCCCUCAAUCAUUCUUUUUUCUCAAGGUUAAACAUAUCCAGCUUCUCCAAUUUCUGUUCAUAGGAUUUAAUUUCUAGUUAUCUGAUCGUCUUUGUUGCUCUUCUCUGAGUAUGCUCCAAUAUCUCUGAACAAAACAUUAUACCUGAUGUGGGUCUGAAAAAGCCUAAUAAAGCCUAAUAAAGUGGCACAAUUAAUUGUCUUGAUUUGGAAGUUAUAUUUUUGUAGCUCAGCCAUUAAUUGUAUUUGCUUUUUUGCAAUAAAACUAUGUAUGUUGGAUUAUAUACAGUUAGCAAUCUACUAUCAUCUUCACAAGUAUCACUACCAAUUAAGUAUCUCCCUGUCUAUAUAUUCUAAUUAUUAAAGAAUGUAUCCAGUAAACAAAUGAGAUGAAAUUAAUUAAGCAAGAUUUGUUCUUACAUAUUUCUCAUAAAAAAUUUUUCAAGGUUUGCUUUAUGCCUUCUCUAAAAUCUUCCCACAUAUUGAUGACAAACUGCUUGGUUUGCAGUUUGGUGGAUUUUCCCGUUUGAACAGAGAAUCAACAUUUGCACACAUUCAGCCACCUGGCAUUUCACCAUUUCCCCAGGAUUUGUAAAAAAUAAUGCAUAAGGGUUUCUCAUACCAUCAUUUAGUUCUCCCAUCAUCUUUAAAAGCAGUUUAUUGAGCAUUGGAGAUAAAAUAAAACCAUUACAUUUAGCUGCAGUAGGAAAAGUAGAUCCCAUUCUAUUAUAAAAUUAUAAGCUGAUUUUACAUAGCCAGGAAAUUUAUAAGACAUUAUCUUCAAUUUUGUGAAUUCCAGUUGUGUUGAAUGUCAACUACUUUCAUUGCUUACCCUGCUGGAUGAGGGAUUAUAACAAUUGAACUAAAGAAUUCAACAGGAAAUGACUUGAGGGAACCUGAAGAGGAAUCAAGUCUUGCUGAAUUAUAAUUUUUGUUUAUCCUAAUCAUGCCUUUUGCUUGAAAAAGAAAAUAUAAAGAAUAAUUCUAAUGCAACUUUAUAUAUCAUGUUUUGUUCAUAUAAAAUUGUAAAGUGAAUAGCAAUUAGCAAAUGUUCUUCGAUAAACAUAAAUAUUUGCAAGUAUAUGUGGGAAGGAAGUCAGAAUAUAUCAGACUUCUCUGUUGGAUGCACACAUAAUGCAACAAUACAUUUUCUGUCAGGUUAAGAACAUUUUUUAGCUAGUAUCUCAUAUUCUCUAUAUCACAGCACCAAAUCAUGGAUUUAAAAAUGAGACUAUUGCCUUACACAAUGUAAGCCACCCUGAGUCUUCGGAGAAGGGCGGGAUAUAAAUGUAAACAAAUAAUAAUAAUAAUAAUAAUAUUUGCAUUUGUUUGAAUGUUCCGAGUCUUUGACUCAGACCUCAAAACCAUAAU
This is a messenger RNA of Ahaetulla prasina, 2893 nucleotides long. RefSeq names its product S-antigen visual arrestin (gene SAG). The record is from RefSeq and is a predicted model, not a curated record. The transcript is spliced from 14 exons. Gene Ontology annotation, molecular function: G protein-coupled receptor binding. NCBI's taxonomy places the organism in Eukaryota, Metazoa, Chordata, Lepidosauria, Squamata, Colubridae. Bases 37 to 1260 code for a protein of 407 amino acids. Gene Ontology annotation, cellular component: photoreceptor inner segment; photoreceptor outer segment. Gene Ontology annotation, biological process: G protein-coupled receptor internalization; signal transduction.